AACAAGUCCGAAUUCCCUACAGCCGCAACCGCGAGCAGAAAUCCCUAACCUGUCCCGACCCAACUCGCCGACGCCGCCGCGCCGUCGCCAAGGAACCCUAGCGGCGUGUUGAUGGCGUCGACGGAGGAGCAAGUCUUCCUUGGAUCGAGGAACCUGUCGUAUCACAGCGCCCACUACCCCGACGCUAGCGCCGAUUGGGAUUACCCGGAAGACCCAGGCGAUCGGCGGGAGGGGGUGGAGGUUGCCGAGCUCCAUGACCAGCCGGCGCGCAUGAGCACAUCAUAUUCAGAUCCAUGUGAAGUCGCCAGGCGUGCCUUGGACCUCAUGUUCCCGCGGGAGGAGGACAGCGAUGACUGCUGGGGCACCUGGAGCGCACGGGAGGAGGGCACUGAUGACGACGAUGAACAAGGAGGGGAAGGAGUCGAUGACUGUAGCACACAGGAGGGCAGCGAUUAUGAAGACGACGACCGCAAUUGCCAAGUGAUACUAGCCGAGACAAACUGUCCAGGAAAGCUCUACCCCAAGAGUGAAGCAGAUGAGAUAGAUGACAAAUGGGUACAUAGGUACUCCCAACAGCUUAGUGAACACGAGAAGCUGUGCAGGGAGAUUAUGGCUCUGCGAGGUGAUGAUGAUGAUGAUGAGGAGGAGGAGGAGAAGGAUGAUGAUGCUCUCCUUGCCCCGUCUGUCCCAUGAGAGUGUUCCCUGACGCAACAGGUGCCUGCGUCCUUGGGCUCAACUGCCACCACCGUAUCUACAAGACCCAUGACACUUCUACCACCCCAUCAACUCUUGGAGAGCGCACACCAAGUUAUAUGCUACAAUUAUUCUCCAUGCGUCUAUCAAGCUUUGAACCCUCGUAUCCCAUUAGUGUGUAUGGAAUAUGUGCCAUUCGGGAUUACUUGGACCCACGACGGAACUACGUCUUUAACCGUCCCAGGGAUGACGCUGUCACGAUUGAAAAGAAGGGUUCCUUUGUCAUACCACUUUGUAGCCCUUGUCGAGGAAUGUAUUUGUUGGAUAAGGCUUUAGUAGAAGUUGAUCUUUGGGUAAAGAAAGAAGGGGAUGAAUCAGAUGACAAGCAACUACUUUCUGCAUAUGCUGAGAUUGAUGUCCGGACUGAAGCUGAUCUCAUGCUUUAUGAACGGAUUUCUGGUGAUAAUUGCAAUUUGGACUCACUAGUAGAAAAGGGGGCUUUUGUCCC
Triticum aestivum (bread wheat) is the source of this 1201-nucleotide messenger RNA. Its product is annotated as HIV Tat-specific factor 1 homolog. Bases 112 to 693 code for a protein of 193 amino acids. The record is from RefSeq and is a predicted model, not a curated record. The transcript has 6 exons. Lineage: Eukaryota; Viridiplantae; Streptophyta; Magnoliopsida; Poales; Poaceae.